AUCUAAUGUAUCCAUGUGAUAGACCUUCUUCUCAUAACAUACUGAAACAUGUUUCUGGCUCUGUGUGGAAGAGGAAGAUGUUUAUCAUCAAAGCUGUCAACAACUGUAAAGGUUACCACCAGGUUUGGUCAGACAAAUAGAUAUGCUGGAUAUCCUCAGUUCACUUUGAGUAAAUCUCCUCUUACAACACGUAUCAAUAGCUGUGGAAAGUACAGAGCGAAUCAGACAAAUCCACCUUCUAUUCAGCAUAUAUGUGGGUUUCGCACCAGUCAACAGAACAGGGCAUUUCAUCCUGUGAUUUGGGUACUGUUAAAACCAGCCUUAAAGAUUGUCACUGUGAUUACCUCCCGGGUGUAUCGACAAUGGUUCAAGGAUCUACCAAGAUGGAAGAAGAUAAUGUAUGUGUUAACUUAUGUGUCAGUAGUGGGUUUACCACUGAUACUGAUGUACCAUUUAUACAACUCCAAUCAAGUAACACCCAUCACCAAUAGGAAACAGUUUAUCAUCCUUACUCCUGAACAGGUUUUAAAGGUCAGCGAGUUUGAGGCAGAACAGCACAUAACACAGUUCAAGGACAAAAUGUUACCAGCUACACACCCAUUCUACCAGCCACUAUUAUGGGUUGCUCAGAGACUGUUACAAGCCAAUCAGGACCUACCUAUACUAAAGGAUUUGAAGUGGAAGCUGUGUAUUGUUGAAGAUUCUGCUCUAAAUGCUUUUGUUCUUCCAAGUGGACAUGUCUUCUUCACAACAGCAAUUUUAGAAAUGAUGGAAAAUGAGGACCAGCUAGCUGUUGUUUUUGGUCAUGAGAUGGCACAUGCUGUUUGUUCUCAUUCUAUUGAAGCAUUGUCUAAGAGCCAGUUUAUGGACUACUGUAUCAUCUUUUUUAUGACAGCCAUUUGGACCAUAAUACCAUCAGAUGGAAUCGCCAUAAUAACUCAAUACUUUAUGGAAAAAAUCAUGCAUUACACCUUUACCUUGACCUUCAGUAGGGAGCUAGAAGAAGAGGCUGAUGUUGUUGGCCUGGAAAUGGCAGCCAAGGCCUGUUUUGAUGUACGAGAAGGCAGCGUGCUAUGGAGAAGGAUGAUGAUGAUUAGAGAUUUAACAGGAACAAAGGGUCUGGAAUUCACAUCAACACAUCCUUCCAAUGAAAAUCGGAUAACCACAAUGGAGAAGUUAUUGUCAAAGACUAUUGCUAUACGAGACGCCUGCAAUUGUCCAAAGCUGCCUGACCUUGACCCUCGUAUUCGUGUCAAAGCGAUCCAGAAGAAGGUAGAUAAUGUGGUUAUUGCUCGGAAAGCAGGACAAAACUUAGCCUUGGUACCAAAGGUUACAAGCUCAGGCAGGAUAAUAACACAGAAAUAGUUCCCCGGUGUAGGGAUGAAAUGUACCAUGGUCAGCCUUCUCUUAUUUCUUGACUUCCUUGAAUCCAGUGAUGCUGUAGUGACUAAAAAUACAUUUCAGGAUGAAAAUUUGAUAUUUAUUUUUGUAUCUUUGUGAUAUGCAGAAAACAAGGAAUGCUUCCAGUGUUACAGUAUUCCAUGGCAAAACUUUGUAGAAUGCAGUGUAUACUUUGGUAGAUAGAAGUUAUUUGUGUUCUUACUUCAAACUCAUGUUCAAAAAAGAAGUAGAUCUUACAGCCAGCAUGUAAUUUCUUUUGAAGAAUUUCAACAUUGACCUAUAAAUUGUUGAUCAUGUUUUAUCACGGAACUACUCAAGUGUGUUAGAUUAUGAAGUUCCCCUAUGCAACUCUGUGUCUUCUGCCUGUUACAAAGUCUCCACAAUGAUAACCAGUGUUCUCUUGGUGUUAAACCCUGGCAUACAUCAGCCACAAUGAUUUACUCUACAACAUGGAACUUAAUAAAUAAUUGAGCAUUAACCUUUUAUUUAGUUUAAUUAAUGAGAUCCUAAAUCCAAUCGAUCAUGAGGUAAACAGCAUUUACGCAUAAUUUACUUCGUGCUCCACUGGAUAUAUAACCUUAUAACCAAAUGAAAGGUUAAUGCUUAUAUUUACAAUAUUUUCUUUUUACAGAAUUUAUCAAGUCAGAAACAAAUAUUUACUUUUUGUAAUCUACAUACGAAAUUAUUUUGACGCAAUAUUCACCCGUGCUCAACAGCCAUUUGCAAAUUUCUGCCCACUCACUUUCUCUGUGACCAAAAAAAAAAAGGAAAAAACUUCUUCCAUUUUAAUAAUUUAGAAAUUUGAAUCAAAUGUUUUAUUCAUUACAACAAUCUCAGCUUUUUUAUUUUGUUUCUUAUGAAAUAGAUAAUGUAGUUUACAUGCUGCCAUUUUGUAAACAUUGACAUAUGGCUUGCAGAAAAAAGUCCACGAACAUUUUCAUUAGACUGUAUAUCCAUAUUUGGUGAAUUAGGUCAUGCUCUACACUGGAGUUUAUUAAAAAAAUUGCUCACACUUCAAUUAUCUUUUUUAGAAACAGUUCACUUUUUAUCUGUUUUACAGUCUACUGUAUUUACAUAUCAUUACCGGCCUUUCUAACCAACACAUUAACCCCUAUACCAGCAUUAACUGGAAAGAAUUCUUCCUAGAAAUAGUAAAUAUCAUGACACUCCAUAUCAACUGACUGCAUGAAGGGUUGCACAGUGUACAUGUUGUAAUAAAAACCUUGGAGCAGCUAUGUGUGGACAUGAAUGAGGAUGUGAGGAGAGUGACGAGAGUGACAAGAUUUAAUAUAUGUAAUGUUAUUGUUAAGAGUUUAUCUGUCAUAUUUAUUUUUACCUUGUGUGUAGACCACGACUCGUCUAAAGAUCAAACCUGAGGUAAAAACAAUCCAUCUUAAACACUGUCAAUGAAAUGAUGUGAUUUCAAACUUUUGAUUGGUUAUUUACUGUAUCAUUACUUGAUUAUUGGUGAUAUUAUGUUAGAAAAUACAAGUAAAAUUUUACAUAAAUACUUUACUUUUUCACCAAAAUACCAUUAUCUUACUCUUUAUAUGGUCACUUAAGUAACACAUAUAGAUUGGGGGGACACUUUUUCAUGAUUUCAAAUAAACACUGAUAAUUGUUUUUUAACUUUAUCAGUAUUAUCAUAUCACAUUAUACAUGUCUCACUGACACCCCUCCAUGUCAAUUGAAACCUGUAAGGCAUUGAUUGGUAAAUUUUAUGUUUAUUAAGUGAAUAUGAUUGUAGAGAGUGUUUAUAUUAAGAAAAAAAAAAAAACAAAGAAUGUGUGCGACAGAUGCCCCACCCCAUAGCUUGUCAUUAUGCAGACAUAAUGACCAUGGGAUGACCAAGCUGCCACCCCUGACUUGUCUUUGUUUAAUAACAACCAUAGGAUGUCCCAAUCCAAACCCCUCAGCUUGUUGUUACUUUGGACAUAAUGACCAAAACGAUAACCCAGCCCCCACCCUUAAUCUUGACAUUAUGUAGACAAAGUACCAUGGGAGGGCCGAUCUGUUGAGAAUUGACACAACACACCAGAGAUCAGAGAUGCUGAUUUCAUUUCUCCUGAUAACAUACAGUAAGUGUGGUGUUUUAUUAUUAUAUGUGCAAUCAUGUUGUUAAAGGAUGUAAAAUUAUGACAAAAUCAUUUCCAUUAUGUAUGAUACAGCUGUGA
This is a messenger RNA of Ylistrum balloti, 3575 nucleotides long. RefSeq names its product metalloendopeptidase OMA1, mitochondrial-like. Lineage: Eukaryota; Metazoa; Mollusca; Bivalvia; Pectinida; Pectinidae. Gene Ontology annotation, molecular function: metalloendopeptidase activity. Gene Ontology annotation, biological process: protein quality control for misfolded or incompletely synthesized proteins; mitochondrial protein processing. The transcript is spliced from 9 exons. Gene Ontology annotation, cellular component: mitochondrial inner membrane. The record is from RefSeq and is a predicted model, not a curated record. Bases 49 to 1365 code for a protein of 438 amino acids.